Messenger RNA from Cuscuta epithymum, 698 nucleotides. Lineage: Eukaryota; Viridiplantae; Streptophyta; Magnoliopsida; Solanales; Convolvulaceae. The record is from the annotation of a GenBank genome assembly.
GGGAAAUACUUAAUGUACACACAUUAUACAUGUGUUGUACAUGGUAUAUAUAGCUUUUUUUACCUUUUCUUUUUAGAAUUCACUUCCUCCUUUUCUCUUCACCUCUUUCUCUCCCUACAACCUUUCCCCUUCCACGACAACUCCUCCACUCUUUCCCAGUUCUUCACUUUUGGAAAAUCCCACAAACCCUACCUCUCUCCUUCAAUUCGUAAUUAUCUCUUGUUUUUUUUCUCCUUUUUUGUUCUUGUUGUGGAAGACGGGAUGAUGAAGCCUACGACGUUAGAUUCGUCCGUUCGUUUCCGCUGGCAUAUUCAUUUCCCCUUCAUCUUCCUUCAAACAAAGGCUUACUCUCCGCCUACUCAUCGGGCUGCUGACUUUCCCUCCGGCUAUUCAUCGGGAUUCUCUCAGUCAAUCAAAAGAUUGAUAAGAGUGAGGUAAAGACAAAGAAUUUUUCAUGGUUGCUGACAGUGAGGCUCACAGAGUGGACGUGGGAGCAGUGUGUAAAGUUAGUCAAAAAGUGAAAGAAACAUACCUUUAUCUUUUUCAGAAAUGCGAGGGAGUAGAUGAGAAUAUGAGAUAUGGACAAAACUGAGAUCUCGUUAUAGGAGAAUAUGUAGAACUUUGUUAGAGUGCAUACAAGAAAUUAUUGAGGGGGUAGAUACUGAGAGUUGCUUUACUUUUGUUGUAACAUUAUGGAG